AUGGAUGCUCAUCUGCCAGACAGAGUAUUGCGGCAAUACGGUCAUGUCCAAACUAUUCCUGACUCACCAUUAGAGGUAUUAGGUAAGACGACCACACCAGAUGAAAUGGAGAUUAUGUUUACGCAAUAUGUUGUGCAUGUAGUGGAUGUUGGUGCAGUUGUGCAGGGACAUGUAGUCUGCUCGAAUGAUUACAUGGACUGGUUUAACAGAAUUUCUCAUCCAUACAUCAUUCGUAGUGAACCCGUCAAUGAAGCUGAUGCAGAACCUACUGAUCAUGCAGAUGAUGAUGCCACUCAUGCAGCUGAUGGCGACGAUCCCGCAGAUGACACAAUUGAGAUAAUGCGUCGAGCAAUACAAAUUGCUGAAGAGCUUAUUGGUCGGCAACUGAUAUUACCUGAUGGCAUGCCACUCGUUAAUGAGUUAAUUUUGAUACUGCGAAGUCAGAGGAGUGGUGGUAGAGAUUGGACGAACAUAGUAGGAUAUCGUAGAAGAAAUAGACAGACUUAG
This is a messenger RNA of Cicer arietinum (chickpea), 507 nucleotides long. The record is from RefSeq and is a predicted model, not a curated record. Lineage: Eukaryota; Viridiplantae; Streptophyta; Magnoliopsida; Fabales; Fabaceae.